This is a messenger RNA of Salpingoeca rosetta, 2386 nucleotides long. RefSeq lists its product as uncharacterized. The record is from RefSeq and is a predicted model, not a curated record. Lineage: Eukaryota; Choanoflagellata; Craspedida; Salpingoecidae. Bases 122 to 2386 code for a protein of 754 amino acids. The transcript has 9 exons.
CUGCUGUUCUUGCUGUUGCAACCACUGCGAAGCAGACCCUUCAUCGAGCCCUGAGCUGGCGGACGCGAACGAUGUCGCGAGUGACAUCGUUGAUCUUCGGGAAUUGAAGGAUGCAGUCAAGAUGCAACUUCAUCGGCUGUCCACACCACAACAAAUUCCCAUCACUACCACCACCCCCAUCGAACAGAGGCACACACAGGCCAACCAGCUUAUCGAUAUCGUUGUUGCUGCGUCGCCGACUCCCGCAGAGGUACAGCCAAUUGCGACCAAAGGGCGGCCGCACUCAUGGCUGCAGCCAGCGUGGUCCCGUGCCUACAAUCCCCAGGAGUACACGGCACCCAGCCCGUACGCAGGCACCGAUGGGGGAUUCCUUCCAACCUCGUGGGUUGAUCUCGGUGUUGUGGAGACUGAGGACUCCGCCUCAGAAUCAAGCUGUCCCGAUUCGACACAAGCAGGUGUGUCGCAGCCACGGGCAAGGGAGUGCAUGCUAACAGCGCACGAGGUCGGUCGUGAUGCUCCAGGGCCUGGGGCGUAUGAUGUGACUGCAAAGGUCGCCUACAAGGACGCAGGGGUAGCCCUUCGCGGUCGUGCGCCCGAGCCAACAUCCGAUGAGACUCCUGGUCCAGGUCAAUACGCACAAUCUCCGGAGAGGAAACAGCAUCAUAAGCGAGGAGCAGCAAUCGUCGGACGCACUAUCGUGAAACGUGAUGGGCAGGUCCCAGGACCGGCGGAUUACACGACGUCACCAGGAGCGCGAGCCACUCGCCUUAAGAGAGCACCGAUUGCAAUGCUUAUUGGCCGCUCCCGCUCCUCCAAGAAGCAAGAGAAACGCCCAGGACCGGCAGACUAUGCUGCACCGCCAACACUCGGGCAAGAUACCGCCCCUGCGUUUACGCUGGGCGGACGCCGCAAGGAAACCAAACACGAGAAAGGCCCUGGCCCGCAGACGUACGCCACGGAAGCUGCGUGGCAUGGCAGGCAUCGUCGCCAGCCGCACGCUGUCCUAGCAUCUCGAAGGCGGCAACAAGACCAUCCAGAAGGACCAGGUGCUGGCAAAUACCAUAUCGGAACGGCGGAGGAAGCCUUGCGUGCGAGACGGCGGGCGCUGCUGAUCGGUCGACGUGUGGACCGUCCUGACAAAGAGCAACGUCCUGGGCCAUCAGACUACAGCACAGAUGCAGUUCUCGCGCUCAAGGGAAAGCGUGCUGCUGCUGCACUGGUUGUGGGGCGAGCCCGGGAACAUGACAAGGAGGCGCGCCAUCCACAACCAGGACCAAACGCAUACGCACCUGAAGCCUCGCGUGGCAUUGGCAGCACUGCUCGUGCGUUCACCUUGACGGGUCGGGUGGAGCAGAAGCUGGCAGCUGCCGACACCCCUGCGCCCGGGCAGUAUGCGGUGUUACCAACAGCACCGAGUGGCGGCGCUGCGCGCAUCGUGUCGCGGCGGUACGAGCGUGCAGAGAAAGCGGGUCCAGGUCCAGGACGGUACACGGGUGGGGAUGGCGCAGAGCUUGGCACGGACACGCGCCGGGGCAUCAGCAUCCUCGGACGCCGGGAGCAUGCGGACGAGCGAGCCAAAAUUGGCCCUGGCCCCGGAAAGUACGUGGGUGAGACAGCGAUGCCGCGACGCGGACCCGCUGCAACGCUGCUGGGCAGGCCGGAGGAGCGAAGGUGCUUUCGCAGAAGGAAGAAGCAGAAGAAGGAAGAUGAUGGCGCUGGGGAUGGCAAACAUGGCAGAGUCGCUUUUGACAGCGAUGACGAGGCCGGGUGGUGGACGGAGCAAGGGCCUGGACCAGCCGCUUACAACCUUGCGGAAGCUACGGACCGCGAGAGGACGCGAGGCGCUGCCAUCUUGCUGGGCCGCCCAAAGGAGAGGCGCGUGCCGCUGGCACCUGGCCCGGCAGACUAUGCGGCCGCAUCUGCUGGCGACAGAGCGCAGGGGCGCGGCGCGGUCUCCUUUGGGAAGCCGCCGCCACGCGAAGAACAACCCCGAGACACAGGCCCUGCGCCGUGGGAUUACGACACGACUGCGGCGCCUGCAGCGGCAGCAAAGGCAGGCGCCAUCAUCACCGGACGACCAAAGACGCCACGCAAACUCGAAACGCCUGGGCCGCAGUAUGCGCCCGACCCAACACAAACGCGCGUAGGCCCCUCCUUCACGUUUACAGGUCGUGGGUGGAACGAGCAGAAAGUUGAGGGUCCGGGUCCGGCCAAAUACAGCGCUGCAGACAUCGAGGCAGAGAAGGCGAAGAAAUCCAUGGCGGGACCGCGUAUCCUUGGGCGCCCCAAGGAAAAACCACCUGGACACCCACGACAUCGAAUGCGACCCAAGCCUGCACACCCUUCGUCCUCCUCCUCAUCAUCUUCAUCGCUUGGCUCUUUCUGA